GUGCCUGCCUUGGCUUCACCGAAGCCGAAGGCGUCAUGAACUGCCCGCGAUUCCACGGUAAAGCGUAAACUCGUUGCAAAAUUCCAAUCCGUCAAAAACACACACCUGGGAACGCUCACUCCUCGGUUAGUUAGUACUUAGUAAGUUAGUGGUUCAGAGCAGUGCAACUGCAAGGAUUCCGAAUGGGCGAGCGAGAAGAGAGAGAGACGUGGACGCUAUUUGGUCAUUCAAAGGUAGUCGCUAGCCAGCGCUUGUUGUGCGUGUGGUGUGGGUUAGCACGACGCAUCCGGUGUGGAGUUUCGUGGAAAGGAACAAGGCUCCACCAGUAGGCACACGAACACCUGUGCAAUCCCAGCGCCGCAUUGGCAUCAAGAUGGUGUCCCUGGGCUUGACGGAUUACAUUGUGCUAGCUAUCGGCGUCGUAGUGUUGCUCUUUGCCAUAGCAACAGUCAUCCUGAUUAUCUACUGUGGCUACUGCAAGGAGGUCUGCGGAGGCUGCUGCUCGAGCAACGAUGAAGAAACCGCACGACCAAUGACCAGGCCUCAAAGCCAUCGAGCAGGCAUGCCGCGGGGUUACAACAUGAAGGCCAGGUCGUCUCUAACACCGCUCGCUGCAAAUGACGCUCUGGAGCAGUUUUCUUCAGGGCAGCUGGAGCGCCUGCGACGAGACGAUAUAUUCCUACCGGCCGGUAUUGACACCAGACCGGCACCGCCAGGUCAAGACGAGCCCGAGCCGAUCGAGCCGAUGGAGGACGAGUUUGAGGAUAAGGCCAUGGACAUGGGGCUUGUGUUUGUACCCGGACAGGCGCUGAGCGAUUUGCCCGACGGAGGGUACAGCUUCCCAGACGAUGAAAUCAUACAGAAUGACGAAGAGGCACCUCCACUGCAGCCACGGAUGUCCGGCAACUGGAACAUUGUGAAGCAGAGCAUGCUGCCGCGCACCAAGCAGAUAGUGAUGGAGGAGGAGGAGGUGAGUGGCUGCGACGCGGACCACGACGAGCUCUACUACGCGUCGGCUCGCAACUGUUUCCGAUACAUUGCGCCGAAGCGAGUCAGCACCCUGGAAGAAAUCGGCCAUGGUGAAUUUGGAUCCGUGUUCCGUGGAGUCUGGCAGUCGAGCACACAUGGAGAAGUGACCGUGGCUUUAAAGACGCUGAAGGAGGACAGCUCCAACAGUGCUCUGGGUGAAAAGAAACUGCUCGCCGAAGGACUGACUCUGGGCGGCUUUCACCAUCAGAACGUCUUGACACUCUACGGAGUGGUCGUCUAUGAUCGCAAUAUAUCACUGGUAACCGAGUUACUGAGCGGAGGAUCAUUACUUAACCACUUGUCCAGACUACGUCCCGUAGCCGGCGACGAGAUGGAUCCGAAGCUACCCGAGAAACUUCUGACUGUUGCCCAGGAUGUAGCCCGCGGGAUGGUGUACCUGGCCGAGAAGAACUUCGUCCAUAGGGACCUUGCCGCGCGGAAUAUUCUGCUCAGCGAGAAUUCAACAGCCAAGAUUGGUGACUUUGGAUUGAGCAAGCUGCUAUCGGAUGAUGACUACUAUGUCUCGCAUGGUGGCAAGUUACCAUACAAAUGGUGCCCUCCAGAGGUGAUCAACUACCGCAAGUUCUCAUUGGCUAGCGACAUAUGGAGCUACGGCGUUGUACUGCAUGAGAUCUGGAGCUUUGGCAGAAAGCCCUACUUCCCUAUGGACAACGAAACUGUACUGAAGAAGGUAUGUGGAGGCUACCGUAUGCACCCACCACCCGGAUGCAGCCGCCACCUAUACACGCUGAUGUCAGACUGCUGGCAUCCGGAUCGCAGAAAGCGGCCGACGGCCCUGCAGGCGUACGACAUGCUGAUCAAGAACACUGACAGGCUGCUGCAGCUGGACAGCGCUGCACGGAGGAGACUCAAUGGAGUGCCGACCGACGCAUACCAGCUCGGCGCGGGUAUCGAGACCAGCAAGGAACUCUACCAGGACAUCACCGCCAAGUACUCGCACUUCAACCACGACAUCGGCGGCAUGGACUAGGCCUGUCAGUGGUGAGUAAGUCGGCAGGCAGGGCUGUGCGUCUCUCCGCGCCUGUGCAGGCUACCUGUAGUCGUUUCUGACGUACUUGAGGUACAUGACAUCAUAUCAGCAUGUGAUGACAUCAUUUUGAGGUAACAUGACAUCAUCUUGAAGUAUUACGACAUCACCUUGAGGUAUCAUGUAAUCAUCUUGAGGUACAUACCAGGGCACCAUCGUGAUGUCCACAAUGCUGUCAAGGAUUAUAAUGACAGCAUUCCAGUAUAUCGAAUGCGUGCGGAAUAUGUUUUACGUGCAUGCGAUAUUCCGUUACCCUACAGUCGCUGAUAUCUACUGCAGCUCAUCCUGCUUAGACAACUUCUUAAUGAGAACAAUCAUUUUCGGAUUAUGAAAUAUUUUUCGUGUCCGUUCCCAAGGGAGUGGAGGUAUCCGUUCCCAAGGGAACGCACGCCUGUCACUGAUAAGUGGGUCAUUAUUCUGCUUGGUAGCAGCGGUUGAGUUCCCUUGGGAACGAAUAUGAUUUUUACUUUUACGGCAAGUAUUACCAAUGAUGACUGGUACGGUGAGGAUGGGCAUAUCAUUGCCUGCAUCGUCCGCCCUCGAAAGUCGGGUAUUGAUUUCAA
Molecule: messenger RNA, 2640 nt
Organism: Sycon ciliatum
Lineage: Eukaryota; Metazoa; Porifera; Calcarea; Leucosolenida; Sycettidae
Product: ephrin type-A receptor 3-like
Exons: 14
Coding region: 374-2020 (548 amino acids)
Biological process (GO): multicellular organism development; cell surface receptor protein tyrosine kinase signaling pathway; positive regulation of kinase activity
Cellular component (GO): plasma membrane; signaling receptor complex
Molecular function (GO): ATP binding; transmembrane receptor protein tyrosine kinase activity
Source: RefSeq, a predicted model, not a curated record